Molecule: messenger RNA, 309 nt
Organism: Emericellopsis cladophorae
Lineage: Eukaryota; Fungi; Ascomycota; Sordariomycetes; Hypocreales; Bionectriaceae
Exons: 2
Coding region: 1-309 (102 amino acids)
Source: RefSeq, a predicted model, not a curated record
AUGGACUCUGGAGACUGCAACGCUGCGGCCUCGGACAUCAUUCUUGAAUCCUCCCCGACCUUCGUCCAGGUUCAUCAGUCGUUCAUGUACAUGUUGACUGGGAAGGCUGGCCUCUUUUCCACGAUUCAUUUCAUCGGCCAAGCUGUUACGCCAGCCCUGAAGGAUGACCAGGGCGCCAUUGAUGAUCUUGGUGCGUUGCUCGUUGGUAUGGCUAAGCCGGUCGCUGCCGAAUUGCAAAAGGAACUCAAGACCAUCGAUAAUGUGCUCGACGCUGCCAUCAAGGCCUAUUCUGGUAUUCAGACGAGUUAA